Miscanthus lutarioriparius is the source of this 333-nucleotide messenger RNA. The record is from the annotation of a GenBank genome assembly. Lineage: Eukaryota; Viridiplantae; Streptophyta; Magnoliopsida; Poales; Poaceae.
AUGGCGAAGGGAGGUGGAGGCCAGCGCGAGGGUAGCGCCCUGAAGACGGCGGUGAUCGUCGCCGGGGGGCUCGCGCUCGCAUGGGUCACCGUGGAGACCGCCUUCAGGCCCUUCAUGGACCGCCUCCGCGCCGCCAUCUCCCGCUCCACCGACACCGCCCGCGACCCCGACCAGGAGGAGGCCCCCGCGCCUGCCGCUGCGGCCGAGGCGGAGGAGGAGAAGGCGCCCGCACCAGCGGAGCCGUCCGCGCCGCCGGCCCCGGCCGAGGUGGAGGAGAAGGUGGCCGAGUUGGAGGAGGCCGCCGCCGCCGCCGCCGCCGACAAGGCCGAGUGA